Molecule: messenger RNA, 950 nt
Organism: Linum trigynum
Lineage: Eukaryota; Viridiplantae; Streptophyta; Magnoliopsida; Malpighiales; Linaceae
Source: the annotation of a GenBank genome assembly
AUUUAUUUUAUGUGACACUUUUUGAAAGUGUUGCAUGAUGAGUGUUGCGUAAAGCCACUUUUCCCGUAGUGCAGGCAGGAUUUACUUAUGGAUUUUGUUUCGUUUUCUUCUGAUUUAUGUAUCCGUGUUUCAAAUCAUCUUGUUUGGGUAUUUGCUUUCGAUUGUUAUUUUUGAGGCUCAAUCGCCGAGGAGAGAAGGGGCCACCAGCGACAGAGACUGAUAUGGUUUUCAAGCAUCCGCCGCAACCUCGAUUCCGACUCUAGAUUUGGUGGUGCCGCCACCAUUCGCUCCAAGUUUCGUCGCACUCUGGGAACAUGGAAUGGAGAAAUGGAGAAGCGGCAACGGCGGAAGAAAAAGAAGAUCUAGAAGCUACUGCUGCAACAACUGCGAGAGUCUAUACGAGGAAGAAAGCGGAGAUGCAGAACACCAGAAACACCAUCUAUCUCCGCCUGCAUCUAGGCGUCGUCGAUCUAUCCCCGCUGCGCUGCUCACCAUCUAUCUCCGCCAUUUGGCCGCCAUCUUCCUCUACGGAGAGUACAACUCCAACAGACGACAUCAAAAGAGAAUUAAUGGUGAUUGACGAUGGGAGGAGGGGCGGUGGAUUGCUGGAGGAGAAGAAGAGGGUUCGAGAAGAUUCGGGAUAGGAGAAUUUUUUUAUGUUGUAAAUGAUGUGUCGUCCAUCUGUCAGUGAAUGCUGAGGUGGAAACAAAAUAGAGUGUUAGUUGGCAGCCAGUUCAACAUUCCGUUAAUUUGAAUAAUGGUGUCACUGACGCCGUUAAAUUAUGUAACGGAAAUGGCUAUUAUUGUCAUCAAACUUUCAAAAUUCUUGCUAUUAUUGGUAUUUCUCCAAAAGUGGUUAUUAUUGUCACAAACGUCAAAGUUUUGGCUAUACAGAUGAAUUUUGCCUUAAAAAUGAGAUGAAAUAGAGUUAAUAAAGGGUUUGGAUUUUG